AUGCUGUGGGGACGCACUCACGAGUCAAUAGCGUCAGUAAUCAACUCACAUGAGAUGGAGGGGUUGUGGAUGGCCUUAACAACAGCUUUGACUGGAGCUGCAGUUGCACAUUAUCGAGAAGGGCAGGAAAAGAAGGUGUGGGUUGGGGAGGAGGAGGAGGAGGAGGAGGAGGAGGAGGAGGAAACUUCUGAUGACAGUCAGUUGUGUUCAGGUUCGGACACUGAAACACUGGCCUAG
Hydatigera taeniaeformis is the source of this 237-nucleotide messenger RNA. The record is from the annotation of a GenBank genome assembly. NCBI's taxonomy places the organism in Eukaryota, Metazoa, Platyhelminthes, Cestoda, Cyclophyllidea, Taeniidae.